AUGGUGUGGUCCGCGGCGGCCGAGCUGACGGCGCGUGGUGUGAGGGUGAACGCCAUCUCCCCGUAUGCCAUCGCGAUGCCCAUGGGGGCGCGCUCCGUGAUGGAGAUGCUGAGGCUUCCGCCGGGGGGCGCGGACGACGAAGAGUUGAUCAGGCGGCUGUUCGAUGAGGACAUCAACAAGAUGGCCGGCGGCGUGGUGCUGUGCGUGGAGGACGUUGCGAGGGCGGCGGUGUUCCUGGCGUCCGACGAUGCCGGGUACAUCACCGGGCAUAAUCUCAUGGUGGACGGCAGGUUCUCCGUGGGGAAGCCGCUCAACGUCCCGGCACGUUAA
Molecule: messenger RNA, 330 nt
Organism: Triticum aestivum (bread wheat)
Lineage: Eukaryota; Viridiplantae; Streptophyta; Magnoliopsida; Poales; Poaceae
Product: short-chain dehydrogenase reductase 3a-like
Exons: 1
Coding region: 1-330 (109 amino acids)
Source: RefSeq, a predicted model, not a curated record